Molecule: messenger RNA, 1182 nt
Organism: Strongylocentrotus purpuratus (purple sea urchin)
Lineage: Eukaryota; Metazoa; Echinodermata; Echinoidea; Camarodonta; Strongylocentrotidae
Exons: 8
Coding region: 1-1182 (393 amino acids)
Biological process (GO): protein phosphorylation; signal transduction
Cellular component (GO): cytoplasm
Molecular function (GO): protein kinase activity; ATP binding
Source: RefSeq, a predicted model, not a curated record
AUGACAGGAAGCUCACAGGCACGAUCUGACAUGGCAGCCAACGGUCCUAUCUCCUGCAGACAGCGGUGUUCUGGAGAUAAUCCAUCUACAGCACCAUUAGACAAUGGAGUAGCACCCACCCAUCCAUCUACUCCUAGCACAGCCCCCAUCGACACCAUCCCGUUGUCCCUCAUACCACCUAGCCGCAGCCCUUGGGCUAGUGGCCCUGGUACCCCUCCAGCUGGUACCCCUCUAACAGUUCCUCUGCCCGCUCAGGCCCCAGUGGUUCUCCAACUUACUCUACACACAGCUUCACGAUCUCCAAAAGUGAGUGCUGCUGAUGGUGGAACCACUUCGCCUUCGAGCAGAGCAGCUGUCCCAGCCCAAGGCCCAUCAGCCUCCUCCUACGUUUGGGGGAUGUCUGAUCUGAUGUCGUUUCACAAGGGCGGUGGCGACGUCUUCUUGGGUAGCGGGGCCAACGGGACGGUACAUCUCUAUCGUCAUUGUGCAACCGACCAUCCGAUCGCGCUGAAAACCUUCGAGCUACCUGACGACAUCAAAGCAAUGACAAGGAAGGCGACUGCCAUCCAGUCGGAAGCUUUCAUCCUUGACGUUCUCGGCAGGGAGGAUUGCUUUCCCACUUUUCUUGGAUGCUUGGAGAUCAGCCCAGGUAAGAUAGGUCUUGCGAUGGAUUUCGUCGGGGAUACGAUGACGGGAGAGUCCUGGACACUGAGCCGUGGCAUGCGAAACCUAGCCCUUAGUCAGCAAUGCUGGCUUGCUCUGGCUCUCGACAUCGCCAAGUCACUAGGUCGCAUCCAUGAGAAAGGCUUUCUCAUGAACGACCUUAAAGAAGAUAACUGCUUGCUCCGGAAGACACCAACUGGUCGGUGGCAAGCAGUUAUCGUGGACUUCGGGCUCGCGUGUCCUUGCGAUGCACCUUACUUCUACCGUUUUUCCGAUGAAAACAAGGAGAAGUACCGUAGAAGGGAGGUGCAUGUCCACAUCGCUCCUGAAUGCGCCCUCGAUGACCGGCUGACCUCGGUCGCGAGCGACGUGUUCCAGCUCGGAAGACUUCUCACCUUAAUGGGAGGUGCUACGACCAAUGCCGAUCUCACCGCCAUCGGCAACAUCUGUCGACAGAGCUCACAACUCUGCCGACCUAGCAUCGAGGAAGUCGUAGCCGAGCUGGAGAGAAUGAUGUAG